AAGAAUUUUAGGGACUUCUACGUCAUCACCUGCAUGACAAAGACAGCACCAUGGGACCAGGAAUGUGACCUCUCCUCUUGUUAUGUAGAAAAUCCCUACUUCUUAUCCGCCCUCCUUUUCGCUCUUCCAGAUAAAACCGGAACACAAGAAUGGAAAAACAAAGUAACAGAUAUUUUUGAAGGGGUGUCUGGAGUACAAGAGUGGCUGAACAAAAGUGAGGAAUUCUGGGAAGGCUUCAUAGACCAGGAGAUUGGAUACAAGAAGACGGAGAUUUCUUGAAAAAGAUCUGUCUGACUCAAAC
This is a messenger RNA of Staurois parvus, 301 nucleotides long. Lineage: Eukaryota; Metazoa; Chordata; Amphibia; Anura; Ranidae. The record is from the annotation of a GenBank genome assembly.